This is a messenger RNA of Anopheles coustani, 732 nucleotides long. RefSeq lists its product as uncharacterized. Bases 1 to 732 code for a protein of 243 amino acids. NCBI's taxonomy places the organism in Eukaryota, Metazoa, Arthropoda, Insecta, Diptera, Culicidae. The transcript has 2 exons. The record is from RefSeq and is a predicted model, not a curated record.
AUGAAGGUUCUGAUAGCAGUGCUCUCCGCUAUUGCACUGGCCAGUGCUCAACAACAGCUGAUCGAUCAGUUCUUCAAUGGCGGUCUGUUGCCAUACAACGAUUGGCAACCGCAAACCUUACCGAACCCCAUCUUCAACGGAUAUGGUGUCGCACCGCUUCAACAGCUGCUAUCUGGGCAGCAGUUUCCCCUAGUCCAGCAGGUUCCCGGAGUUCAAGUGCUGCCUCCCGUGCCAGUGCCAUUCCCAGCUCAGUAUCCCUACGCGGUGCAGCAGCCCGGAGUUCAACUGCCAGUUCCGGUGCCACCGUACAACGCUUUCCAGCAGCCACUUCAGUUCCAGAUGGUACGCCACGGACUACCACACUCCGAUGCGGCCGCCGUAUCCUACUCCUCAUUGCACUACAAUAACAACAACAACAACAAUAACCCACAACAACAGACACCUGCCGUCAACACAGUUCCGACCCCGAGCGUACCUCAGUUGCCAUCGGUCGGCGUUAACAGUGCCACUUCGGUUCAGGUGACUCCAGGGGCGCCUUCAGUGACAAGUGAUAAGGUUUCGGUAGUUAAAGAUAUCGCCACCUUUGGCACAGAGUAUGGCACCGGCUCGGAUAAGUCGCCGGUGGCGAGGUACGAGGCAAUCAAUGCUGGCUCAGUACACGUCGCUCCUUUACCGGGACAUACUGUCGAUCAGAAACUGGUCGCUCCUGGAACGGUGAACCAAAAAGUGUAG